GACUCCCUUCUUCCUCAAGCUGGAGUUUUUAUAGGAGGGUCGCUACCAAACAGGCUUCAACUUCUUGCUAACUACAGUAAUCGUUAGCGCUCUAGUCGCUGUUUUUCCGACAUCGUCCUUCCUGAUCUCCCCCAGUUUUUUCCGGAAAAAGAGCUUCCGUCUGUCUUCCUCAGUCGUUUUUUGUUCCAAGCUUCGUGUCGUUCGGAAACGGAGCGUUACAUAGGAUUUUCACAACGCUUGGACCAUGCCAUUACCGCGCUCUUGACGCGCCGCGACUUGCCAUCCCUUCGCACCGUGCGAGUGACUCGUUAUUAGCUGUUUUUCCUAGCCAUGGUUAGCUGGAACGCGACGGUUACCUAUACCCGGUCAUUCUAGCUGUACUAAUACCUUCGUAUACUUCAUUCGCAAGCGACGCGGCCUAACCGAGCAAGCCGUGUCGCAUUUUCGUAGCAGCGUCAUGGACCGGCGCUUCGCGUCGCUCGCGAAUCUCGCGAAUUUCGCGAAUCGAGUUCCCCAGGGACGACGCAUCUCUUUCGCGCAAGUCGCCGUGUUGAUCGCUGCUGCAAUUCUGAAUCUUGGGCCAAUCCAGUCCGUUAGUGCCGCGACGGACCCAGCUCAAGUGGCCACCCUUCGCGCCAUAGCGUCAGCCUUUCCUUCCUCCAACUCGUUCUUCAAUGCCUGGAGUGGAGACGACCCCUGUGCUGCCAGCAGCGGCUGGCCUGGGGUCAGCUGCGAGAACAACGGCACAGGCAGCCGUGUGGUUACAUCGCUAACUCUUCAAGGGCUGGGGCUUUCCGGGCAGCUUCCUCCUGCUCUCUUUGAGCUCACCACCCUUACAGCCCUGGACAUCUCACUCAACCAGGGCCUCACAGGCAGCAUCUACAGCACCAUCGGCUCUCUUUCCAGCCUCGCCAUGCUGGACAUGCACGGGUGCAGUCUGUCGGGGCCCAUCCCUGCUACAAUCGGCCUCGUUAAGAAGCUCAGCUUCUUUGCUGUCAGCAGCAACAAGCUGUCUGGCAGCAUUCCUAGACAGGUGGCGAAUCUAACGAACCUCUACUUCCUUGACAUCACAGACAACCAGAUCUCGGGGCCUGUGCCCGUCCAACCAGGAUUCGACACGUGUACCAACAUCGCCCACCUGUGUGUGCCUCUCCUUGUCGUCCGAUGAAAUCGCCCUCUCCCCUCUCAAUAUGUCCCCUCUCAAUAUCUCCCCUCUCUCCUCCACAACACACUUUUCUGUCACUCUCCCUCACAUGCUAUCACAUGUUUGAGGCGCCUCAAAAGUCACUCUCCCUCACAUGCUAUCACAUGUUUGAGGCGCCUCAAAAUUCACUCUCCCUCACAUACUAUCACAUGUACCUACCAACAUCGCCCACCUGUGCGGGCUUCUCCUUGUCCAUAGUCCAAUGAACUAGCCCUCGCCCGUUCCGUGGACAAGUCUCUAUCUGCUUUUGAGUUGACUCGAAAGCAUGUCCCGAGCUGCCAUGUGUCCCAUUCCCUCGCUGCCCUCACCACGUUUAGAGGCGCCUCAAAACCUGCCAUGUGCCGCAUUCCCCUCGCUGCCCUCACCACGUUUAGAGGCGCCUCAAAACCUGCCAUGUGCCGCAUUCCCCUCGCUGCCCUCACCACGUUUAGAGGCGCCUCAAAACCUGCCAUGUGCCGCAUUCCCCUCGCUGCCCUCACCACGUUUAGAGGCGCCUAAAAACCUGCCAUGUGCCGCAUUCCCCUCACUGCCCUCACCACGUUUAGAGGUGCCUCAAAACCUGCCAUGUGCCGCAUUCCCCUCGCUGCCCUCACCACGUUUAGAGGCGCCUCAAAACCUGCCAUGUGCCGCGUUCCCCUCGCUGCCCUCACCACGUUUAGAGGCGCCUCAAAACCUGCCAUGUGCCGCAUUCCCCUCGCUGCCCUCACCACGUUUAGAGGCGCCUCAAAACCUGCCAUGUGCCGCAUUCCCCUCGCUGCCCUCACCACGUUUAGAGGCGCCUCAAAACCUGCCAUGUGCCGCAUUCCCCUCGCUGCCCUCACCACGUUUAGAGGCGCCUCAAAACCUGCCAUGUGCCGCAUUCCCCUCGCUGCCCUCACCACGUUUAGAGGCGCCUCAAAACCUGCCAUGUGCCGCAUUCCCCUCGCUGCCCUCACCACGUUUAGAGGCGCCUCAAAACCUGCCAUGUGCCGCAUUCCCCUCGCUGCCCUCACCACGUUUAGAGGCGCCUCAAAACCUGCCAUAGGCGCCUCAAAACCUGCCAUGUGCCGCAUUCCCCUCGCUGCCCUCACCACGUUUAGAGGCGCCUCAAAACCUGCCAUGUGCCGCAUUCCCCUCGCUGCCCUCACCACGUUUAGAGGCGCCUCAAAACCUGCCAUGUGCCGCAUUCCCCUCGCUGCCCUCACCCACAGGCGCCUCAAAACCUGCCAUGUGCCGCAUUCCCCUCGCUGCCCUCACCACGUUUAGAGGCGCCUCAAAACCUGCCAUGUGCCGCAUUCCCCUCGCUGCCCUCACCACGUUUAGAGGCGCCUCA
Closterium sp. NIES-67 is the source of this 2516-nucleotide messenger RNA. Lineage: Eukaryota; Viridiplantae; Streptophyta; Zygnematophyceae; Desmidiales; Closteriaceae. The record is from the annotation of a GenBank genome assembly.